AUGCAGUCGCUCCAGCUCUCGCGCAAGAGGGCCUACGUCUUUGGCCGCUCACGCGAAAGGGCGGACUUCGCCGUGCCAGACGAGUCCGUGUCUCGCAGCUUCCUCGACACGGGCGCCGGCUGGGAGCGGCUGUCGCCGCACAAGCCGACGCGCGUGCCGUGCGGCGCAAAGAUCAAGCUCGGCGAUUGCGACACGGUGCUUACGACCAUCCUGCCGAGCACGCCCGCCGUCGAUGUCGCGGCGGCGCGCAAGGCGAAGGCGGAGGCGUUGCCGUUCCCCGAGCUCAGCAACAGCGACUUUCGGAACGCGUUGCUGCCCUUCCUUGCCUCGAAGAAGGCGAACGGCGAGGGCGAGGGCGAGGACGGGGGCGACCGCAAGCGCAAGAAGAAGAAGAAGCGGAGGCGCGGCGACGACUCGGACGAUUCCGACGCAGAACCCCCGCCCCCCCUGAAGCUCGACAAAGCGGCCGCCGCAGUCGACCCCGGCGGCGGAUUUGUGCUGCGCAAGCAGAAGGCGCAGCCUGGCAAGCGCGGGCCCACGAGCAGCAAGAAGGAGCCGAAGAUCAAGUUUUGA
Molecule: messenger RNA, 573 nt
Organism: Emiliania huxleyi CCMP1516
Lineage: Eukaryota; Haptophyta; Isochrysidales; Noelaerhabdaceae
Exons: 5
Coding region: 1-573 (190 amino acids)
Molecular function (GO): protein binding
Source: RefSeq, a predicted model, not a curated record